Molecule: messenger RNA, 591 nt
Organism: Talaromyces proteolyticus
Lineage: Eukaryota; Fungi; Ascomycota; Eurotiomycetes; Eurotiales; Trichocomaceae
Product: LITAF-like zinc ribbon domain-containing protein
Exons: 3
Coding region: 1-591 (196 amino acids)
Molecular function (GO): zinc ion binding
Source: RefSeq, a predicted model, not a curated record
AUGGAGCUGCACAACCAGAAUGAUGGUCCUCCUCCGGCAUACAGUAAUCCUCCUGCUGGGGGAUCCGCCCCAGAAAUCGCCGUCAUAGAAGCCGCAACUGAGCCGCAACAUACCGUCAACCAAGGAUCGGAGAAAAUUGCCCUUGUCUCUCCUGAUGCUGCCAUCCAGACCGCGUCAACAGACGUCGCAGCAACAUCUCCCCCAGCCGAUGAACUAACCAAGACCAUCCCAGGCCAACCAGUGCCCCAAGUGACGCCAUUAGAAAAGCUCAACGACCAACCGGCAUUAAUCGAUUGUCCCUUCUGCCAAUACCGGGCGAUGACGAGGGUCAACGAAGAAGACUCGUCUCAAACAAGUAUCGCCGCACUCUUCUGUUGCAUCUUCUGCGGCAUUAUUGGCGCGUGUAUUCCGUAUAUCUGCAAAUGGGCGCAGGAUUUUCAUCAUUUUUGCACGCAUUGUAAUGCCAAGGUGGCGAUUCGGUCGAAUGAGGGUCCUGUGCAGGUGCUGCGGCCGACGCCUGUUUCAGUGCCUUCGGCUUAUCCAGCUGCGCCGCCAAAGGUAGCGCAGCCAGUGCCGGUGAAAGGAGGAUAG